AUGUCCUACCUCGGCACUCAAAGAUUUCCUUACGAGCUCGAGUUCCCCAUCGAUGACUCCGAUAUUGAAGAUCCCCGACGCUACCAAGAAGGCGGAUUCCACCCAAUCGUUCUUGGUGACCGACUCGGCCCUUGCUCCAACGGCCGCUUUCGCGUUGUCAACAAGCUCGGCGCCGGCGGCUACGGCACCGUCUGGCUGUGUCAAGACACCCACCACAAGCCUAUCACCGUGACCAAAUGGCGUGUCGUCAAAGUUAUUGCCGCCGAAAAGUCUACCCCCGACUGUCCCGACCUCAAGAUCCUCGACCAUUUCCGCCAUGUCGACCGUUCCACCCUCGACGCCUUUGGCAUCUGCCUUCCAAUCGAGCAUUUCUGGCUGACCGGCCCCAACGGCCACCAUUUGGCCCUCGUUUUUCCCUGGCACGGCUGCACACUCGAGACCGUUUCCGACUACUACAGCUUCCAUACCGCCCUGAUCAAGGACAUGGCCUUUGAGCUCGCUGAAUCUCUGCGCUUCAUGCACUCGCAAGGACUUUGUCAUGGCGACUUCCGACCCUGCAACGUUCUCCUCCGUCUACUGCCAGGAGCCGACGAAAUGCCCGAGUCGGAACUCUGGGAAGUUCUGCCCGAACCGCAAAAAGUCCGCAUCAUCCGAAUUUGCGACGACAAAGUUUUCGACGAGCUUCCUUCUGCCGAUCGGCCGAACAAUAUACCGGAAUACAUUGUCGCCCCCGUCGAACUCUCGUUUGUAUCCGGUCUCUACACCCGCCAUCCCGUCCUCAUCGACCUCGGUGUCUCUUUCCCUUCCCAACAGCCACCACAGGAAGGCACGACAGGCAUUCCCAUCUCCUUUGCCGCUCCCGAGUCCGUCUUUCGCACCUUGGACAAUACCUGCCGCCCCCUCCUCGGCCCUGCCAGCGACAUCUGGUCUCUCGCUUGUACCCUCGCUCAUCUCCGAGUCUCGUGCAAUCCCUUCCAAUCUGACGACGCCAACCUGUCCUCGGUUGCUAGAAGCUGGGAGGAAACACUCUCCCCGCUGCCAGAGCCCUAUCGCUCCAAAUACCGCGAAAUCAAGAACAUCGAGACGCCGCUGGACGAAGUGUGGGGCGAUAAGCCCGUUAGCCAGCUUGAUCCUGUCGUCGACCCGAAAGCGGUGUACGAGGGCCGAGCAGAACGAAGACUUGGGAGAUGCGGUACCCGGAAUUGGUUCAAGGAACGCAUGAUGCGGGUGAGACGGUUGGAGAUAUUUCCGGAGGUGGCGAGUAAGAUGCUGGAGGAGGAAGAGGAGGCAGACUCAAAGAUGAAGGAGAUGUUGCCCUUUGACGAGGACAUGGAAGUGGUGGACAUUUAUGAACAGGGCAUGCAAGUGAAAAUGAAAAAGGAAGAGAUUGAGCUAUUUUGGGACCUGUUGGAGGGAUGUUGGAGGUGGAAGCCGGAAGAGAGGGUGAGCGUCGAGGAGAUGGUGAGGCACCCGUGGUUUGAGGGACGACAGCCGAGGAUGAUUCCGAAGCCAGGCCCGUGGAGGAUUGUGGUCAGGGUACUGUGGUCCUUCCGGGACUGUAUCAGGACGUUCGCCAGUGGCUGGUUUGAUGGUGGCAGGGUAGAAGAUUGGUCGCUCACCGUUACGAAGUUGCCUCCCAAUGUCGUGACGGCAUAUAAAACAAUUGGCAAGUUCUUCUUUGCGUUAUUCGGGUCUCUCACUCCAUCUGCGCUGCGCAAGAAGCUCAUUUGGAGACCCAAGACAUUUCCGUCCAUCAGUCCUCCAGGUACACCGAGGCAGGCCCCAGCAGACUCGACGGAUUGGGAGACAUGGUGA
Molecule: messenger RNA, 1815 nt
Organism: Neurospora hispaniola
Lineage: Eukaryota; Fungi; Ascomycota; Sordariomycetes; Sordariales; Sordariaceae
Product: kinase-like domain-containing protein
Exons: 1
Coding region: 1-1815 (604 amino acids)
Biological process (GO): protein phosphorylation; intracellular signal transduction
Cellular component (GO): nucleus; cytoplasm
Molecular function (GO): ATP binding; protein serine/threonine kinase activity
Source: RefSeq, a predicted model, not a curated record